Molecule: messenger RNA, 3571 nt
Organism: Prosopis cineraria
Lineage: Eukaryota; Viridiplantae; Streptophyta; Magnoliopsida; Fabales; Fabaceae
Product: BTB/POZ and MATH domain-containing protein 4-like
Exons: 4
Coding region: 345-1553 (402 amino acids)
Biological process (GO): protein ubiquitination
Molecular function (GO): protein binding
Source: RefSeq, a predicted model, not a curated record
UUGUGGCGAACUUAAGGGCAAAUACGACAUUUCAAUGCGUCAAACCUCUGGUUCUCUCCGAAGUAGAACCCUCCGGAUUGCGACGUACAGUGCGGCGUCGUCCUUCUCGGACUAGCGCUUAGCCUAAUUAAUCUCUCUCGUCUUGCAGAGGCCAGAGUGCAUAGAAAGAGACGACAAGAGAUUCAGACUUCUUAUAUUUGAAGAUUCCAAAUUCCGCUGAUUCGGAUUUUUUUUUUCUUUUCCCGCAAAUUCGUUCUCGUUAGCAAAUUUCUUAAUUGACGUUUUCCCUGAAUCAUACGCAUCGGAUUGGAGUUCUGAUUCCCUGUAAAACCAACCCUACUGCUAUGGCUGGAACCUUGACCCCCGAGAAGAGUCCCCUACUAUCGCCGACGAGCUCGAGGUCGGUGACGGAGACGGUGAAUGGGUCGCAUAAGUUUGUGAUUCAAGGGUAUUCGUUAGCGAAGGGGAUGGGAGUUGGGAAGUACAUUGGAAGCGAUUUGUUCACAGUGGGAGGGCAUCAAUGGGCAAUUUACUUCUACCCCGAUGGCAAGAAUCCUGAGGACAAUUCAGCCUAUGUUUCUGUUUUUAUCGCCUUGGCAAGCGACGGUACGGAUGUGAGGGCUCUGUUUGAGCUCACGCUUUUGGAUCAGAGCGGGCAAGGAAAGCAUAAGGUUCAUAGCCAUUUCGAUCGGUCGCUCGAGAGCGGUCCAUAUACACUCAAGUAUAAGGGCAGCAUGUGGGGAUACAAGCGGUUUUUUAGACGUACUUUGCUUGAAAGCUCUGAUUAUCUGAAAGAUGAUUGCCUGAAAUUCAACUGUACCGUUGGAGUUGUAGUUUCAGCUGUAGAUUGUCCUCGACUUCACUCAGUUAAGGUUCCAGAAUCUGACAUUGGAGCACACUUUGGCAUGCUAUUGGAAAGUAUGGAGGGUUCCGAUAUUACUUUUAAUGUGGAUGGGGAAAAGUUUUCUGCUCAUAAGUUGGUGCUGGCUGCUAGAUCCCCAAAAUUUCGAUCUAAAUUAUUUGGAGGUUUAGAUGAGCAUAAAGAGGAAAUUAUUGUGUCAGAUUUAGAACCUAAGGUUUUUAAGGCCAUGCUGCACUUUAUCUAUCGAGAUACCCUUACAGAUGAGGUGGACAUGGUUCCAUCAACCUCAUCUAGUGAAUCCUCUGUGUCCGAGACAUUGUCAGGAAAGCUGUUAGCUGCAGCAGACAAGUAUGGCUUGGAGAGGCUUAAACUGAUGUGUGAAUCUCGUAUCUGCGAAGACAUCUGUGUAAAUUCUGUUGCUGACAUAUUGACCUGGGCUGACCAAUGCAGUGCAAGAGAGUUAAAAGCUGUCUGCUUAAAAUUUGCUGCGCAGAAUCUGGCAGCUGUGAUGAGGUCAGAUGGAUUUCAGUCCAUGAAAGAUAAAUGCCCACGGCUACAGUCGGAGAUGUUGAUGACAAUUGCAGGCUGUGAGAGUGAUUACUGCAGUGCUGGGGGAAAAUCUCGGAGUGUGUGGGCCCAACUAUCAGAUGGCGGUGAUUCAGAUGGUAGGAGGGUCAGGCAGAGAACCUGAUAUCUCAUGUCUGGAACUACUCUGAUUAUUAUGUGAAUGUGGGUGGUAAAAACGAAAAUCUGAAAAAAAUGGUGAUGGAGAGGGAAGACCCUCUUCUGAUUAACUUUGCCAUAUUCUGAUAGAAUCCGUUCAUUUAAACAAGCAGUUAAAGUAGUUGAUAUGCAGUUUUUUUAUAGUGCAUCUUUGGGUGGUGAAAAGAUGUCAUUAGGCUCUCUAGGAUGAUAGGCUAUUGUGUUGUGUACAAAAACUGUUAAUCUGCAGCGAUGAUUAUUUGUAAUAUCCUGAAAUGAAAUGCUAAGUGUUAUUGGCAUGAUAUUUCAAGUCAUGCUCAUGCUCAUGGAAGGCCAAUGUGGAAUUGUAUGCUCUACUAUGCAUGAGGCAUGCAGUGUGCCUCCUGUGGACAUCAUGUACCUGUCUUGUUCAUCCAAUGGCUCAGGAGGACACAUCUUCAAAUUUGUUGCAAGUUGAAGAUUCUACCUCAGUUGUAGUGUUGAUCAACCUAAAAGGAAAGGAAAAAGUGGCUGAUCUUCGAUGCAUUUAGAGAAAGAUGAAGGUGUGAAUGGAUUUGGAUUUUGGAUCCCCUCAAUUUUUUAACUGUUCAAUUGAGCUAGAGAUAUUAUCAUUGACAGGUGAGCAGGAUCUUUUGCUCGAUCUCAUCUUAAUGGAGCGAUUCAGUAAUCAAGGGAAUGCAAACUCAGAUAUGUACUGCAUCUAAUUGUCAAGAUGGAUCAACGACAGUACAUUUGGGGCUUUCAAUUCAUAGGAGACUAUCAAGAUGAAAAUCGGAGCAUUUAGGACAUUGGAGCCUUAUGUUUGAUUGAGCCAUGGGAGCUUCACGAAGUGCUUUGAUUUUAAGUGAGUUGUUUUAGACAAGAAUGACCAUGGAUUAUGGUGAUUCGGGUAAGAGAGCAUUAGGAGCUGAUUCUUAUUUCAUAUGCUAGUUUUGUGAAAUACAUGAUUUGGCAUAUAGGUUGUUAUCGGAGAGCUGAAAUGUGCUGCGUAGUGGAAUUAAAACAUUGGACCUCCUUUUCGCUGAAACCCAUUUUCUUUGCUUCUCCUUUCUAGAAAUAGAGAUUGGGUGGAGUCUUUUUUCAUGGCUGUAUAGAAUUUGUCAUGCUAUUCCCCCCCCCCCUCCCUGAAUAAACAAGAUCUGGGAGAACCCUGAAUUACAUUAAAACAGAGGUGCCAAAAUUAGCGUCCAGAUUGGGAAUGAUAUCUGGGAAAGGUGAGUCAAAAAUAGCAUAGUUUGGACAAUGGGAAUUCAGAGCAAGCUUUGCCAGCUUAUCAGCCAGUUGAAUAGCAUCUCUCAAAACAGGAUUAUAUGGAGCUGCCCAAUCUUCAUCAAGAAGCUUCCUAGCUCGUUGUAUAACAUCAAUGAAAGCAUGGGAAGGCUUGUUUUCCUAUAGUACCAGUAGAAGAAUCUCAGCACGAUUAUAAAAUGCAGCAGCCAUUUGGCAGGCAUUAAACUUGCACCAUUCAAGGCCUUUAAAAUAAGGCUUGGAUUUCCGCUAUGAUAGGUGGGAGAGAUCCCAAAUUUGAAGACAAGUCACUCUCUUUUACAGUUCCGUAGGUUGAGAUAGAACUGCAAUUGCCAUGCAGAUUGGAUUUACAAGUGGUAUGAGAAAUAUCCUCGCGGACAGCUUGUAGACGUCUGACAGUCAAGUUAUCAUGAUUAUGUGGUUCAGCAGAGAAGAAAGAGCUGCACUGUAGUCUUAAAAUCCAGCAAACAUGGCCAAAAAAUUUUAUCCAAGGAAAAUUUGCCCCUUUUGGCAGCCAACAUUCCUUUUAAGGUUCCCCUCAAGCUCCUUAGAUGGGCUAGUUGAAGAAUCUGUCCAGUGUUGUGAGUGAACAAGACAAUGACAAUAAUAACAAGCUUUAUCUUAUUAAGUGGAGUCAAUUAUGUGAAUUGUAUGAUAUCAUUGUGCUCUAUCUUCAAUUAAACUCUUAAAAAUAUUAUUAAUUAAGAGGCUGUUCAAGAACUUUUAUUAGUAUUUUAUUUGAUCUUCCUUUAUCAUUCA